GGCGGGGAUGCCGCUGAAGAACUACAGCGGCAGAGGGGCGGGCGAAGCGGGGCCGGAGCAGGAAGCGUGGGCGCCGCGCAGGGUGCCGGCUUGGAGCUUGCGGGCUCCCCGGUGCUCUUUGCUGGCCAGGAUGCGCCCGUCUCUGGCGGUGGGGCUGGUCUUCGCGGGAUGCUGCAGCAACGUGGUUUUCCUGGAGCUGCUGAUCCGGGAAUUUCCAGGAAGCGGGAAUUUGAUCACGUUUUCCCAGUUCUUCUUCAUAGCUUUGGAAGGUUUCGUCUUUGAAGCAAACUUUGGAAGGAAACAGCCCACAAUUCCCAUCAGGUUCUACCUCAUUAUGGUGGGCAUGUUUUUCACAGUCAGUGUGGUGAAUAACUAUGCCCUCAACCUGAACAUCGCGAUGCCCCUGCAUAUGAUAUUUAGAUCGGGCUCUUUGAUAGCCAGCAUGGCACUAGGGAUUAUCAUUCUGAAGAAAAGGUACACUGUCUCCAAAUACAUCUCUAUCACUUUGGUCUCUCUGGGCAUUUUCACCUGUACUCUCAUGUCAGCCAAAGAACUGGUAAGUCCCGUUUUUCUGUUCAGUUAGGAUGAACCAAGAUCUUUUCAUAUAUAUGCACUGCCAAAAAUAUUACAGUCCCAUGUUCCAGCCAAAAAAUUGACAUUUUCUGCAGAACAUAACAAACCACGGAACAUAACAAGCUUAUUUGUUAUUGUGAUGACCCAGGGCGUGGCACAAAAAUAACAAAG
Notechis scutatus (mainland tiger snake) is the source of this 744-nucleotide messenger RNA. The record is from RefSeq and is a predicted model, not a curated record. Lineage: Eukaryota; Metazoa; Chordata; Lepidosauria; Squamata; Elapidae.